GCUACAUUAGCUUAUUGACCACAUGGCGUUCGGCCGUCGAUAUGAUUAUUAUACGACGGAGCCGGAGGAGGAAGACUGGGUGCCAACAGACCGAGGUAGAAGAAGAGAACGCUACCCAGUAAGAACAACACACCCUCCUGAGCGCAGGUUUGGACCCGAACCUCGGCCGAGACGCGACCAUGCGCGCAGCCCCCCAUCGUAUGCAGAUGUGGUCAGGGGACCAGACCGCUACACAGAGUAUGUCCCUCCUGCACGCUACAGACAUGAUGAUAUAAAUCAACAUUUUACUUCCACACCGAGGGGGCUGCAUCAUUAUUAUGAUAAUGAAGCCUACAGAGGGCGGCGCGCUCCCAGAGAUUGGAGCGGGCCGCGCCGGGCCGCGCGCUUCGCCACGAGAAGACGCAGUCCUACAAGAUGGGACCCAUCGCGAGAGGACGACACGAGGGGCCGAGACGGGAGCUACAGGGAAACGACAAGAUGGCGGAGCUCCGACAGGAGGAAGGCAAGUUAUCCUUCCCACCGAAACAACAACAGAAAGACUUCCCAAAAAAAUCAGACUCCUAGAUCCACAUAUAAGCCCCGUUUUAACAGAAGGGAAGAAUCUUCUGCUCAACCCCGUAUUAAUGACCCAGACUUCACCCUUAAGGUGAGGUCUUGGUUCAAGAUUAUUAAAGCCCAACAUCAUUUAGAGCAGGUGGCUGAUGAUAAAAGAUUACCACCUGCUAUUAACAACAAAUGUAAAGAACUGACGGAAUUUAUAAGACCAGCACAUGUAACAGAGCGGACCCUGGACUUAAUCCAGGGCAACGCUCGUAACUGGUCCCACAGCACCGUCAUUAUCCUCCGUGAGCACUAUGAAGGGAUCAUAGCUACCGAAAGCCAGUAUUUAUCCGGCUUUUCCAAAGACAAUCUGGCUGCCCCUUUCGACAUAGCCAUUAAAUGGGCCAGAAGGGGGUUAGGGAAACGCUUAAAGGAAGGAACCUUGGAAAGAGCUCAACUGAGGUUUGUAACCUAUUCCUCUGAAAAGAAUCCGGUGAUUCACAUUCAGGAUUCCCGCUCAUCCUCUAGUGGUGAGGGGACUUAUCCCCUCUCCACUACUCGUUCUACGUCGACUGAGAGCUCCCCUUCCACCUCUGCUUCCCAUCAAGACACCAUCCCACAGAACCGGGGACCAGAACGACAUUUUAGGAAAACUACCCCAGCUCCUGUCCCUUUAAAGAGGAGGGCCAAAUCAGUGGGAACUAUGACAAUUCCAAUAAAGCUGGAACCAGAUUUGUUGGACUCCCCAGUCCCUCCACAACAACAAGGUCUCUCCCCAGAACUUUCUAUUGCACCUGCUGACUUCACUCACAGGCCCACAGAGCCCUCAGUUUUUUCGCAGGACCUGUUUGGGACACCACCACAACCCGCAUGGGAGACAGGCACGGAGGAGCAACAGCGACAGGAAUGGCUGUUCACCCCACCCACUCCAUCCUCACAAGUGGAGGCUCAACCUGGAACCAGCAAAGUCACUCCACCUUUGGAGGACCAACCGGCACAGGUUAGCCCGGCUGACUCAGACUUGAUGAUAACAGGGGAGAACAGCUCCCCCAUGAGGAGAAAACAAUCCAUUGACCUACCCAGAGAAACCAAGAGGAUGAGAACCAGCCCAGUGCGACUGCAAGGAGCCAUUCCCAAAAGGAGAGGGGGAUCCACCCUCAGAUCCUUGAGCAGGGCCUCCAGAUACCUGCACAUGACGGAUGGACUACUGGUCGCAUCUCCAAGAAAAUCCACUCGCCAGUCAGCUGUUCGAGGCGCAGGCGGACCACGUCCACUGGACUCCUGAGACGGCACGCAACAUCCUUCAGCACUGGCU
Fundulus heteroclitus (mummichog) is the source of this 1855-nucleotide messenger RNA. RefSeq lists its product as uncharacterized. Bases 23 to 1825 code for a protein of 600 amino acids. The transcript has 2 exons. The record is from RefSeq and is a predicted model, not a curated record. Lineage: Eukaryota; Metazoa; Chordata; Actinopteri; Cyprinodontiformes; Fundulidae.